AUGGGGAUCCGUCAACCCUGACGGAUCAACGCAUUCCAACGCAAAGGUGUGAAUGCUCUGUGAGACCUCAGAUGCACGAUUACCUCAGUAUAUAAAGAGGUCUUAACGGCUGAGCUGUGGUUUUAUCCUGACAUCUUCAAAGGACUUUACACAAAAGAGUCAGCUGGGAUGAAGUUUGCUGUUGCAGUGGUGCUUAUCCUGGCUCUUGCUGAGCUGGGUAGCUCCUUGUUAAUUGGUGCGUUCAACAUCAGGUCAUUUGGGGACAAAAAAGCAUCCAAUGCGACUCUGAUGGACAUCAUCAGUACUAUUGUGCAUCGCUACGAUGUAAUCCUGAUCCAAGAGGUGAGAGACAGUGACCUGUCUGCAACCAAACAAUUAAUGCAGCAUGUCAACAAAGAGUCCUCUCCUUAUGUGUACCAGCAUAUUGUCAGUGAGCCUUUGGGUCGAAGCACUUACAAAGAGAGAUAUCUCUUCCUCUACAGGGAACAGACUGUGUCUGUGGCCAAAAACUUCACGUAUGAUGAUGGAUGUGAGCCAUGUGGAACAGACACAUUUAACAGAGAGCCUUUCGUUGUGAUGUUUUCAUCCGAUUCAGUUGUGCAAAACUUCGUCCUCAUUCCUCAGCAUACGUCUCCCGAUUAUGCAGUGACGGAAACAGAUGAACUGCAUGAUGUUGCUGUGUACACCAGGAGCCACUGGAAGACUAAUGACAUUCUGUUACUUGGAGACUUCAAUACUGGCUGUAACUACGUUGUUGGUCCAGAGUGGCAGGAGAUAAGGCUGUACACCGAUAAGAGUUACCACUGGUUGCUUCCCCAUGAUGCAGACACAACUGUCUCCCACACCAACUGUCCAUAUGAUCGGAUUGUGGCCACCACUGAAAUGAUGCGAGGUGUUGUUCCUAAGUCUGCUAAGGUCUUUGACUUCAUGUCUGUUCUUGGACUCAGCCACAGCCUAGCUUUGGCAGUUAGUGACCACUUCCCUGUUGAGGUGGAGCUCUACUGAGUCAAGCGCUGAAUAUUCACAUUAAAAACAUUUGACGAGA
This is a messenger RNA of Clupea harengus (Atlantic herring), 1045 nucleotides long. Its product is annotated as deoxyribonuclease-1-like. The record is from RefSeq and is a predicted model, not a curated record. Gene Ontology annotation, molecular function: DNA binding; deoxyribonuclease I activity. Gene Ontology annotation, cellular component: nucleus. NCBI's taxonomy places the organism in Eukaryota, Metazoa, Chordata, Actinopteri, Clupeiformes, Clupeidae. Gene Ontology annotation, biological process: DNA catabolic process.